Molecule: messenger RNA, 13262 nt
Organism: Drosophila virilis
Lineage: Eukaryota; Metazoa; Arthropoda; Insecta; Diptera; Drosophilidae
Source: RefSeq, a predicted model, not a curated record
CUAGUAGCGAUGUUUCUUAUCGACAGAAAAUAUAUCUAGAAAAUAUAUCAAUUCAUAAAAAUUUACUAGAAUUUAAGAGUACUUUUGGAUGCAAUGUUAGACAAGUGCGUGUUGUGUGCAUGAGAGUGAGUGGCAUUGAGUGCGCAAUAUAAAUGGAAUUGCAUGGACGCUACAAAGGACUAAAGAGAUCGACUAAAAGCCCACCAACAAAUUGCACUUUGCGACAACGGCGAACGCUGGUGGAGGCGAAGGAGGCGACGGCAACGGCAAAGCAAACGGAUCUUAAGAAGUAGAAACAGCAGCAGCCACGGCUUUCGGUGGAGCCACACAAGAGCAAUGUGCGAGGUUUGCGCCGAUUUCCAAAAUUUAUUGGAGCUGUAUGAGGUUCGCGUGGCCAGUUCGGAGCUUAAGUUUCAGCUGCUGCUCAAGAGCGAAAUUGAGACGACUUUCAAUUAUAUUCAAUCGUGGCCACAGCGUCAGUGCAUGUGUUUGUACCGGGAUAACAAGAACUAUGAUCGCUUUAAUCUAGUGGUGCAAUCGCUCAUAUGUCUUACGGUGCAACACUUGAAGCACAUUGAUCAUCUAAUCGACAGUUACAAACGGCUAACGGCUAGUGCUGCGCAAGUUGUCGCACAGGCGCAGAGAAAACCCACACCCGAAAAGCCCGACAAGGACUCACACAACGAUAAUGACAACGAGAGCAACAGCAAGCACAAGGAGUCAACGUCCUCGUCGUCGUGUUCGCCACCUUCCGCUGGUGACGACAGUAAAUCAACCCUUCCUGAGGCCAGCGGUGAUGAGGAAAAAAGAGCCUCCGGUGAUGGUCCAGGUCCACCUAAGAAACCGCCAUCACCGCCGCCACUUCAAGUCCCACCAACCAGCAGUAAGGCACAUCCACAAUACACGGAAGAGCCAUGGAUUCUGCCUGAGGUGGAGAAAUUGCUGGUACUCGUAUCCAAGGUAUUUCUGCUCAACUUUCCGCUGUACAUUGCCCAUAAACACGGCAUGCACUCACGUCUGGACGAUCUGCAAGCGGAGGAAGCGCACCACCUGGCUCUAAUCUGUGAUCUGCACGACAACGAUCUACCCAUUUACCUGCUGCGCAACGUGAGCCUGUUUUGCAAUUCUGGAGGCUUUGGCGCCAUGUCACUGUGCUUUGAACACCCGGACUUGCCCGUAUCCACAGCUCACUCCAUGACUGCCACAGUGUCCAAUGUGAAGCUGUGGCUCAACUAUCACUGCAACACACAACUGUUCGUGCCACUGCGCAGCCGCAUUCUGCAAUACAUGUGCAAGCUCUCCGAUCAAAAUCUUCGCUCGGCGGCAACGCGUGCCAUGGCUGACUUUGUGUGGUCCUCCAUGCGUGAUCCGCUGGACGUGGCCGUCAACUUUGAUACCGAAGGCCUAGCUCUGGCCUUUAAGUACUUUACAUCAACUACACUGACGAUGCGUUUGGCGGGCAUGGCCCAGAUCAAUGCUCACAUAAAUCUGUUCAACGAGAUUUGCACCACUGAAACUGUCAAUGAGGUGGAGCUUUUUGGCCAGCGUAUAGCCAACUGGCUAACAGAGAAUCAAAUCGUUCAGCAUCUGUUUGGUCCGAAUCUGCACGUUGAGAUUGUAAAGCAGGCCCAUGUACUUCUUAACUUCUUGGCCGUGGAGAAUCAGAUCUCCGAGGAGGACAUCAAACUGAUCUGGCAGGCGACGCAGCUGAAGCACUGCUCAAAAACUAUAUUUGAUAUAUUGCCGGCGCUGGUAAAGAAUCUGGCACCACGUCCGGCCAUGCAUCUGUAUUCGCUGCUAUGCCGUAUGGAUCCAAAAGAGCACACCGAGCAAAGUAUUUACAUUGCAUCCGCUUUGACCAAGUUGAUUUGGACGCGCGAUUGUACGCGCAGUCAAAUGAAUUUAAUGCAAGACCAUUUGCUUGGCUCCAAUGUGACAGCCUCCAGCUCGGACAGCGGUAGCAUUGAAGGCAGUAACACUGAGGAUGAUCAUGUGGGCGCUGAUGAUAGCAGCAUCGCUAGUGGUGGUGGUGGUGGCCACAAAAGCCCUGUCGAUGGCGUAACACCUUGUAAACAAGCAAGACACAGGCGUCAUAUUUGCGAUCCCACCACGGAGAAGGCCAAGCAAAUGAGCGGCGAUGACAUAGCCAAGGUGGACAUUAAAAACCAUCGCAUUGUCAACAUCAUCGACAACACCAGCAGUGAAGAGGAACUACAAUCACGAGCUGCUUUGGAGCUUCAGCUACAUCGCAAAAAAACAACCAACAAGCGACGCCGUCCGAAAAAUAGCAACAAGCAACAGCAGCCGCUUCUACCGCAUGAGCUGGUCGAAAUAUGGGACGGUGCUGAGGAUGUGCCCAGCAGCGAUGAUGGCGAUGCUGAUGGCGACGGCGAACUUCUCGCCGACAGUGAUGAGUGCAGUGAUAGUGCCGGCCAUCAACUGGUGCCCGCUGCCGUACUUAAGCAUUUGCACGGCGAAGGUCCAUAUAUACGCGCUAUUGCCGAGACGAACAUCAGUGAACUUCUGAGCGGUGCAGAGAAUGAUGGCAGCUAUUCAUCACCCAUGAGCAAUAAAUCAGAGAAGAAUCUCGCUGACUUUGACGACGAGGACGUUUCACCGUGUGAGGAAGAGUUGGCACAACUUGUAAAUUCGCAUGGAGCACGUGUAACCGCCCCGAAUUGUAGAGAUGUGGCUCCUGCUUUUGCAGCUGCCGCCGCUGCUCUGAUGGCCGCUCAAUCAGCAAUGGCUAUGCAAAAGUCUGGUGAAACAAAUGUAGCCGCCGCUGCUGCUGCAGUUGCGGCGGCCGCUGUUGCCACUGGAAAUGCGCAACAGUCAUUAGUAGCCAUGCGGCAACAGGCCAAUGCAGCUGCAGCUGUUGCUGCUGCGGCCGCUGUUAAGUCCAAGUCCGACUCUGAUGUGGAUCUAGUAGACGUGGCCAACAAACAGCAGCACUCGCCCAGGACUAACAAUGCAGCAUCAAGCAAUAACCAGCCCUCCUUUAAGCUAAACGAUGUCUGCCAGCCGGGCAAUACGCUACUCUGGGAUCUGCUUCAGGACGACAAAAUUGGUCAACUUGGCGAAUCUUUAGCCUUGGAGGCUGAGAAGGCGCUAGCAACGCUCCUAUGCUUUAGCAUGGAUCGCCAACUGCGCACAAAAUUCAUUGAAGGCUGUCUCCAUAACGUGGCAAACAAUCGAAGUGUGAUCGUCAGCUUGCGACUUUUGCCAAAGCUUUUUGCGUCAUUUCAACAGUUCCGGCCAUCGGACACACAUACAAUGACUUUGUGGGCAGAACGUAAUCAUCGCAUGAUGCAGUCCUUCUUCAAUAACAUUCGCCACUAUGCCAGGAGGCAUGCAGAGCUGUUGAUCAACCAAAAUGGCGAGCAGCAACAGCAACAACUGGGCCUUCAGCUAUACUCGCACAAGACGCAGGUUUCUGUGCGGCUGCAGUUUCUCUCGUCUAUCUUCUCUUCGGUGGGCUCGCCUAAGACCUUUCGGCUGACGCUGGAGCAGUUGGACGCGCUGUGGGAGUGGCUCGCACAUGAUCCCGAGUGCUCGGAUUGUUAUUUUUCGUGGCUUCAGGCGCAAACGAAGGGCGGUGAUCAGCACGCGCUGGGUAUCGACGCACUGCAGCACCUGUACUUGAAAAAACUGCCAGAGCUGCGUCCAGAAGAGUUUUCUAUGGUGGCACUAGGACUGUUCCAGCAAUUGUGCAGCUUCGCGCGGAUCGCGAUGGCCGAGUAUGAGAAGCACAGUGAGGCCAUUACUGCCAACUCAAGCGCCGUGGGAAUGUACCACUUAUGGAAGAUUGCAUUGCGCGCCCAAAGCAAUGAGGUCUCGCUGGCAGCGAUCCAAUACAUCAACAUGUAUUACAUGGGCCAGCAGUUGCGCCUAGAAAGGGAGUUUGUGUCGCAGUGCAUGGACAAUCUCGUACAAGCGGCUACGGCGCUGGAAUGCAUUGAGGACGAGAAUGCGUUGAUGCGAGUGCAGCGCGGGUUGUUGUUGCUUAACACUCAUCUGGACACAUUCAGGCGACGGUAUGCUUUUCACUUGCGCCGCUGGGCCAUCGAGGGCAAGGGGAUUGGCUCGCACAGCAAUUUGAAAAACGAGGGUGCCGGCCCACCACUGCGAAUUGUGCUACAACAGGCGGGCUUAUCAGAAAAAAGUCUGCUGCAUAUGCAUGCCUGCGAUCUCAUCGCUGAUCUUAAAGCGGAGGUCUCUAAAUGGUGGGAGAGCCUGCAGUCGGGCAUCGCGGCGCCAGUGUUGGGCCUACUGUUAAGCGAUGGUCCUCUGAGGAUUAUUACACAGGGCCAGGAGCUUACAUCGGAUUAUGACGAACGCACUCUGGGUGACGCUGGUUUCAAAGACAAUCAGAUUGUGUAUGUUUCACUGGGUGGACGCGGUGCUCGGCGUAAGGAAACGAACGUAGAGCAUCCAUCAAUGUUACCGCCGCCGCCCAAGGAAUGCCUGCCCACGGUACUCCUCCUACAGCCCAAGUACUUUGAGAAACUGUUCUGUUUGAUGCAAACGCUAGGAGACAUGAAGCCGCAAUCUUCAACGGUGCAUCUGCAGCAUCACACAAAGGCGCAGUUGUUGUCGCGCCGUGUGUGGGAUAUUUUGGCCAUGUUGCCCACCAAUCCGCAUAUACUAGAUGCUUUCAAGAAUCUGGUUAACGAUCUCAAUGAACUGCAGCAACUGGACGAUCAGGAGCAGCUGGCCAACAAGCGCAAACAAAUCAAGCAAAAAUUUAACGAGCUGCUUGAUCCCAGCAAUCUUCAAAAGUUCAUGUACUCUUUGCACAUCGUCGAAAGCCUGGCGUUGAGUAGCGGCCAGCGUCAAACUGGUGCUUCCGUUGGUCCUGGUGGGGCUGGCGCCAAUGGCAAUCUGGCUACUAGUGACCAGCCUCGCAUCAAAAAGAGCGCAAACAGACGGCACAACAGCAACGAGCAGCCGGCGGAGCCGAAACGCAGCAGCAGCAGCAGUGAUUGCAGCAAAGAGCAGUCAGUGGGGGGCGACCUGGAGGCCACGGCUACUUUAGCACCACGUUCUGGCAGCGACGCAGAUAUAAGCGAGUUGGUCGGCGGCGAUAAGGAAAACCAGCCUAAGCAGCACAGUAAACGGCAGAAAAAGAUCGAUGGCCUUGACCAGGACCGUCCAUUGGGCUGUGCCACACCGCCGCCACCUUCGCCAGCAUCCACAUUACCAGCAACACCAGGGCGCAGUGCGCUGGUUGGCGAGAGUAGCAAGUGGAGCGAAGCAUUUAUCAAGUGCGGCGGGCUGCAGCAUCUGUACGAGAUCUUUAGUGCUGGACAGCUGCAGCAAAGCGCGCAUGCCAAAGAGCUUGCGCUAAACGAAUGGCGGCAUGAUUGCUUGGCCAGCCUUUUGCGAAUUCUUUGGUUGUUGGGCUUCGAGGAGCUACAGACACAGGAUGUGCACGUGCUGAUGUCGCGACCACAUGCGUUCAUGCUGCAGCUAAUGGAAGUGCCCCAGUGCCUACAGCGUCUGUCCAGCAUACUUAACGAUGAAGUCCAUCAACAUUUGUCAGCCGGCGCCACUUCAAUGGUAUUCCCAUAUCAGUUUCAUCAACUGCGGACUGGUUUCUGGGGACGUGCACAGCUGGUUCAGUUUACUAUGAACAUUCUGGUGAGUUUCGUGCAUGCUUCAGCAGAGGCGCGUAGCUUACUCUGGUCUCAACCGGAACAAUGUAAUUGGCUGCAAAAGUUCAUACUGGAAGACCCAGAGCCGGCGGUGCGUCGGGAAAUUUGCGCCGGUCUCUAUCGCAUAUGCUUGGGCAAUGCGCAGAGUUACCGCCUACUGUUAGCUCCUCUGCUCCACAAGCUUAUUGCAUUGCUGCCGCGUGCCGAGCAAAUGAGUUCUUCAGUGCAGCACACCCAGUUUUUGCUUUCUGAAGAGGGCAAGGAGCCAUAUGGACCAGCUUGUCGGGAUUAUUUUUGGCUACUGGCGCGCCUUGUUGACACUUUGACGCCCGAAAUGGUAGCCGAGGAGCGUAUCGAUAUUGAGUUGCUAUGCGAGAGCGUUUCGGAGAGCAUUCUCAGCCGCGACUACCACGAACUGCGCCAUGGCUAUCAGGAUGAUGGAUUAGUGGGCUUACUCAAUCUCAUGUCCAAUCUAAUUAAGUACGACACUAGCUACAAAUACAGGCCCAAGGCAUUGAGCUUUAUUGAGCAGCUAAUCGAGUUCCUGUUCGAAAUGCCCUCUCCAGCUAACCGCCAGAAACCCAAAUGCAAAUCAGCCACUUCCCGUGCCGCUGCCUAUGAUCUGCUGGUGGAGCUGUGCCGCGGCUGUGCCACCAACUAUAGCUACCUGCACGCUCGGCUGCUGGCGCAACACAGGUCCGGUCCGAAACAGCCAUAUCCUUGGGAUUAUUGGCCACGUGACGAGGGUCGUGCCGAGUGUGGCUAUGUGGGCCUCACGAAUUUGGGAGCUACCUGUUACAUGGCCUCCUGCAUACAGCAUCUAUACAUGAUGCCACAGGCCCGAGCAGCUAUUUUGCGACUGCCGCCAGCUGGCACCCAAAAACAUGCGCCGACGCUGCUGGAACUGCAGCGCAUGUUCGCAUAUCUGCUGGAGUCGGAGCGCAAAGCUUAUAAUCCGCGCAGCUUCUGUCGUGUGUAUCAGAUGGAUCAUCAGCCCCUUAAUACGGGCGAGCAGAAGGACAUGGCUGAGUUCUUCAUUGAUCUGGUGUCUAAGCUAGAGGAAAUGACGCCAGAUCUAAAGCAUUUGGUAAAGCGUUUGUUUUGCGGCACUUUAAGCAACAAUGUCGUUUCUCUGGACUGCGGUCAUGUCUCACGCACCGCUGAGGAGUUUUAUACGGUUCGGUGCCAAGUUGCGGACAUGCGAAAUUUGCAAGAGUCGCUCGAUGAGGUGACUGUCAAGGAUACGCUUGAAGGCGACAACAUGUACACAUGCUCGCAGUGUGGCAAAAAAGUGAGAGCUGAAAAGCGUGCCUGUUUCAAGAAACUGCCUCAGAUCCUGUGCUUUAACACCAUGCGGUACACCUUCAAUAUGGUGACCAUGCUGAAGGAGAAGGUCAACACGCACUUUUCGUUUCCAUUGCGACUCAACAUGUGUCACUACGUAGAAAAGACGUUGAUGCCGCAGCAAUACAAGGAGGACCGCGAGAAGCGCAAACGUGAACUUCAACAAAAUGAGAAUGAUGAGGGGGCUGAGAAUGAAAAGGCUGAAGCCACACUAGACGCAGACAUCGAGGAGUGCUAUGAGUACGAAUUGGUUGGCGUUACAGUGCACACGGGAACAGCGGACGGUGGGCAUUAUUAUAGCUUUAUUAAGGAGCGCACGAAAAGCAACUACCAUCCGCACGAGCGUUGGUUCCUGUUUAAUGAUGCUGAGGUCAAGCCUUUCGAUCCCUCGCAAAUAGCGGCCGAGUGUUUUGGUGGCGAAAUGACGAGCAAAACCUACGACUCAGUGACUGAAAAGUAUUUGGACUUUAGCUUCGAAAAGACAAACUCAGCGUAUAUGCUAUUCUAUGAACGUCGCUUACCAGAGCAUCUGCAGCGUCGGCACUCGGAACUUCUGGCCACGCCAACGCCAAGUCCCACUAAUGAGGAUAAGACAGAAACAGACGAGCCGCCCAAAGCGGAGAAGGUCAAUAUAAAUAAAAGUGAUCUGAAGACAGCGGACAUUGCGGACACAGUUAAGGCAGAGCCGGAGCAAGUGGUUCCGAUCAAGAACGAUGUUGAAAACUUGCAGCAGGAGGACGAACAAACCGAAGAGCAAGACGAGAGUCAAAAGAAGGAAGCGAGAGGAAAGGAUCAAAUUACAGCCAAUUGUGAUAAUUUAAAGUCGAAUAGUAAAGAAACGCAGGCGUCAACCUCAAAGGCGGCCGCCGUCGUGGAAGCAAAAGCGUCUAAUAAGCUACAACAGUUUCGUCCAUUGUUGAGUAAGGAGCUGGAAGAUUGGAUUUGGCAGGAUAACCGACAGUUCUUGCAAGAUCGAAAUAUCUUCGAGCACACCUACUUCAACUUCAUGUGGCAAAUUUGCGGUCACAUACCACAGACGUUAAUCUCGGAGACGGACGUCACUUGCAUGGCCGCUAAGUUGUCCGUGUCAUUUUUCAUUGAAACAUUCAUACAUGCCAAGGAGAAGCCCACCAUGGUUCCUUGGGUAGAGCUGCUUACAAAGCAAUUCAACGCCAGUGAAGAGGCUUGCGAAUGGUUCCUCUCGCACAUGUCGGUUGAACCUUUUUGGCCUGUGCAGGUGCUAAUUCAAUGCCCAAAUCAAAUGGUGCGUCAAAUGUUUCAGCGUUUGGUCGUUCAUGUUAUACAGCGGCUGCGCGCGUCGCAUGCUGAUCUGUAUCUGGGUGUGGAUACAGACGAAAACGACAGGGAGCUGAUUGGUCAAGCAUCAUGUGUUACACGCUUCAUAAGCUCGCUAAUUUCACUGCUGGAACAUGGAGCGCGCUCUCAUCUGCGUCAUCUAUCCGAGUACUUUAGCCUGCUGUGUGAGUUCUCGCGCAUGGGCGAUGAAGAAGCCAUGUUUUUGUUGCGCAUCGGCGUUCUCAAGAGUCUGGUAGACUUUUACCUGGGCCAUAAGCAAACAGAUAGUAUUGACAUCAGCUCAGACAAUGAGGACAACUCUUCAGAUGAGGCACUCUCAGUAGAAAAAAUGCGUCCAGCAUCGCUAGACAAAAUGAUUGCACUAUGUGCUAGUCUUGUCGAGCGUUCGCGAGGCGCUGAUUUUCGAUUGCGUCUAUCGCCCAAAGACUUCAAUGCCAUUGCCGGUGGAAAGGGUUUUCCAUUUUUGUAUCAACAAAUAAAGGAUGGCAUUAAUCCGCACCAGACAAAGCAUUUAAUCCACGCGCUCUGCCGCUGGGACGAUCGUUUGGCUACACAAAUCAUCAGUAUGCUCUUCGCCUCGGUCACCAAACACACUGAGCUCUGUGCACCAUUCUUCAAGUUGCUGACACUGCUCACCGAGACGCAGGGCGGUCCAGUUGGCCUGCCAUGUUUUACGCAGCUGGUGUUGCCACGCAUGUGGGAUGCGGCAGAGUACUGUCCACAGUCUGUGCUCGACUGGCUGUCGCUGCAGGCCACCAAGAAUAAAAUAGCGCAUGCCUGGAUUCUUCAGUCGGCCGAGCAAUGGCUGGAACAAUUUUUACUCGCGCAUGAUAAUACGCGCGUAAGAAAUGCCGCUGCCUGCCUGCUGGUGGCGCUGGUGCCCUCCCAGCCGUUUCGUGCCAACUUCCGCGCUCACUCACAACAUAAGUUGUUGGCUCUCAAUCCGCACAGUUAUCGGGACAUCAACAGCGAUGCCCAGGUGGUGCUGCAUCAAGUGAUAACAUUGCUGCUGCGGCUGCUGCGUCCAGCACGCGCUUAUGCAGACAUAGGGGCACAUGGCACUACCAAGCUGACCGCCUAUUUUAAUCUACUCAGCUACUGUAUGGUUUCUAAGACUGAAAAACUAAUGAUAGGUUCAUUUAUGCGCUCCCUAUGGGAGCUGUUUCACCCGCGCCUCUCUGAGCCCAGUGUGCCGGCGCAUCAUAACAAACAUGCCUUGCUCACCUUUUGGCAUCACUCGCUUGUCGACUGCCCAGAAAAUGCGGCCCUGGUGGCCAACUGCCCGGAGAUAACGCGGAACAUUGCAUUUAACUAUAUACUUGCCGAUCACGAUGAUUCAGAGAUUGUAACUUACAAUCGGUCCAUGCUGCCGGCCUACUAUGGACUGUUGCGAUUAUGCUGCGAGCAAAGCCGAACACUCACCCGACAGUUGGCGCAGCAUCAAAAUCUACAAUGGGCCUUUAAAAAUAUAACGCCGCAUCCCACACAAUAUGCUGCCGCAGUAGAUGAGCUAUUUAAACUAAUGGCGCUUUUUGCUACCCGCCAUCCGGAUGCCAGCGAACAGGAGAAGCUGGAUGUCAUAGCUUUUAGACGCUCCGUCAUUGUAUCUUACACAAGCAGUCUGGAUGCACGAGUGUCCUGGUCUACCCUGAUUAGCGCCCUGAAAAUACUCGUGGACAAUGACGAUGACCGCAUGCUGGUCAUUUUCAACGGAGGCAUUGAGAUGUGCUUUGAGGCGUUGCACACGCUACAUUCCAUGCACCACGAGGCCACUGCCUGUCAUGUGGCUGGGGAUCUAUUGGAUCUUCUUGGAGAAAUGGUGCUUCUGCUGGCGACGCUGCGCAUGCGUACCGAUAACCCGGCGCAAAAAAAGCAACAGCAACAGCAGUUGGAACAGCAAAUGCAACUGCAGCAGCAACAGAUGUUGCAAAAACAACAGCAGACGCAGUGUACUCAAGCCCCACAGACGCCCCAGCAAAAAGAGAAGCAGCUGCAGCAGCAAAUGCAGCAACAUCUGCAAUUACAGCAAAUGCAGUUGCAGCAACAGCAUUUUCUGCGUCAACAACAUCAGCACUCGGCACUGGCAAAGGCGCUGCCUGAUGCGAUCAAGCGACUAGCUACGCUGCUUAACACAUUUAACUCGCCGGAGAUUAGUCGUAUGGCCCUCGAGGUGCUCAAGGAGCUAGUGCGCAACACGAGCCUGGAGGCCACCAUCAUUCUGGCGCCCAUUCUGAUCAACUGCCAUUUGUCCGUGGCCAAUGCACCAAAUGCAAUAGGCCCGUUAGGACCUUAUUUUCCGCGUCGCGGUGCAAAGCAGACGUCCUGGCCGUUAGGUGCCAAAAAUUCACCUCGACCCCCAAGGCCAAUGGUGCAAAUGUGCAUUGCUUCGUCGGAGCUGACACCACGUGGUCUUGAUAUCGAGUACGAUGCACAAGUGGACGCCUUUUACAGGCCGUAUCAUGACUUUAUCGACGUCAUGCUGCGCAUGUGCGUCAAUACAGGCACCCUUAACGACACUCUGGUCAAGCUUCACUGCCUGGUGGCCAUAGAGUCAACACCGUUGCAUUUUAACUACUUUCCUAAGUUCUGGGUGGGCAUCCACAACAAUGCAUUAACACACAAAUAUUCGGAGCUGCUUGUGAAGAAUCAGCUGCUAAUAGAGUAUCUGCAUAAUGUGCUCAGAGACGAGCGCAGCAUGCUGAAGGAUGCAUUUGUGCGGGAAUUUUUGGAGUUGUAUUACCACAAAGUGGCAGCACAGCUUCCUGUUGCGCGAAUGAUCUACACGAUUAAUUAUGGCAUGCACUCUAAGGAUGACAUUGACGAGCUGUGCGGCGAUCUAUUUGCCAUACGUAUUAUUGCCCAAGCUACUGGUGUGCCGACUUCGGUGCGCAAGGAGCUGCGUGGAUCAUUACGGGCCCUGCUUAACAAGAGCGAACGUUUUAAGAAGGAAGCGGAACGAGAUCAAUUUCCUAACAAAAAGCUAAAACGGGACUCCUGUCAUGAAAAGGAACACUCGCAACCGGCAGCGCAAUCGGAGCCGGAGGUAGCAAACAAUUUGACUGAUAAAGAGAAAGCCGAAUCAGUCGAUAAAGCUAGCAUUGUCGACGGAACUACGGAUACGCCCAGUGGAACGGUUGAUGCAGUUAAAGCUGUUGGAACUGUCGCGGAGACUGAACCGGCGGCAACCGCUGAUUACGUGGACGUACGUAUCGAGAGCCCAGAAUCCGAGAAGCUAGAGAAAGCAUCGAUUCCCUCGUCGGACGAUGAGACUGAACUGGAGGAUGAAUUGGAGCCUACGCCAAAGCGCAAUAAAAAAUCGGUGAACAAAAAAACCGCACAAGAUCGUGUUAACGAGGAUCGCAAGAAGCGUCUAAGCACCUUGCUCACUAUGGAGUCGUACAUACAAAGCAUUUUUACCAUCAUUAAACGGGACGCAAAUGCAUCGAGCGCGGCACAAAACAAAGAACACCCCAGUGAUGAGUUUGCAGUUGAGGCGUCUACAUCAGCAGCUGCGGCAAUCAAGUCAAAGCCUAGGGGUGCGUCUACGCCUCCAGAACCCGAGGACGAUGUGCUGCAAGGCAAAUACAACAUUGAGACGGACACAGUACUGUGCUGCAAAUCCAAGUUAAAUGGCAGGGAGCAAGAGAUGGCCAAAUUCGAUGAACUGUCGCCUGCAACUGCGGUUGUCAACAGCAACGUUUCCGCAGCGGCCACCAGCUCAGUGGCUGGCGUUGCGUCAGCGACACAGGCAGCGAGUCCAACACAAAUUUAGUUGUCGUUCAAUGAUUUGCUUAGCAUUUUAUUUUUCGGCAAGCCAUUGGACUGAUGACACGCAGCAUGUGGGAAUCACACAAUGGCUAAGCUCUAAGGUACUGCAAAUUUUUGGCCAAAGGUCGAAAGUUGCAUUGAAUGAUUUGAACCAAGGUUGCUGCUUGCCUUGGGCGAGCCUGUGCUCCGGUAAAAGACUUUUGAGCAAGAGAAUUAUACUAAAUUAAAGUUAAUCUGGCAACAUAAAAAAUCGGUAGCAAAUAAAUUCAAUUCACACUCAGACAAACACUCCCACAUCCUCACACCCACAUAUAUAUUGAUUCAACAUGCCACGGUCUCACACACACACACACACACACAUAUAUAUACAUAUAUAUACAUAUAUAUAUAUAUAUAUAUGCAAUGCAUGCAUUAACAUACAUAAACAUAUAUGCAUACAUACAGCUAGAAAUAAUGAUAAACGUUACUAUUUUAAGACUUCCACGACCGCAAAUUGUCCAAAUCAUAAAAAAAACAUAAUUCCCAUUUGAAAAUGUUAGUUAAGUAAAAAGUUUAAAUAUUAUAUCAUUGCGUGAACCUUGUUAUGCACUACGAAUGCCAAAAGCAAAAGCAUUAUAAGCAACAUAGAGAAAGGAAAAAUAAUAACUGAUAAUGAAAUGAAACGAAGAAAAUGAGUUGAAAAACGGCUUAUGAGACGCUAAUAUCUAUAUAUGUUGUAGUAGAACCUUUAGAUACGUUUUACGCUGCUAAUUAUAUUUGGAUUAGUUUCCUGUCAUGUUCGCAAUCGCUACCCAUCCUCUCCCUAUUCAUGUGCACUAUAACUGUAUUUUAGACACAAAUGAACAGAUAUUAUAUAAUUAACCAACUUUAUUAAAAUAAAAGAAUGUGUAUCAAUUUUCAUUGUAAAUUGCUGAACGAUACGAAUUAAAUACAUUUUACGUUCUUUAGUUCAUGUGAGAAUAAAUUGUAAUUACGCACAUAAGUCUAGUAAGUUGUCUAUGUGAAACAUAAAGGACGAAGCUUAAAAACCAUCCCUUUAAAGGGGCGCAUAAAAUGUUAGUCUUAAGCAACAGCAAACGAUCGAAAUCUUAAAUAUGUAAUGUUGAAAAACAAAAGAGAAUCAUAAGCAAAUAAUAAAAAAAAAAAACAGCAUAUAAGUUUAAAUCAUAUGUAACUAUA